Messenger RNA from Hansenula anomala, 1773 nucleotides. RefSeq lists its product as uncharacterized. Gene Ontology annotation, biological process: carbohydrate transport; transmembrane transport. The transcript has a single exon. Gene Ontology annotation, cellular component: membrane. The coding region runs from base 1 to 1773 and encodes 590 amino acids. NCBI's taxonomy places the organism in Eukaryota, Fungi, Ascomycota, Saccharomycetes, Phaffomycetales, Wickerhamomycetaceae. The record is from RefSeq and is a predicted model, not a curated record. Gene Ontology annotation, molecular function: carbohydrate:proton symporter activity.
AUGAAUUUCACUCACGACUUUGUUGAGCUGGAUAACAAAAAAGAUGAAUUAAUCACACAAAUAACUGAAGAACCUAUUGUAAACAAACAAACAAGUGGCAGUACAUCUGGUGGAUAUACUGAUAAUCAAAUUGAUGAAUAUUUGUCUAGAUUUUUAGAUAUAUCAUCCAACGCCCAAGGAAAUGAACAUUCAGAGAAACAAAUGUCAUUAAAAGAUGGUAUAAAAACUUUUCCAAAAGCUGCAGCUUGGUCAUUUGUUCUUUCCAGUUCAAUUAUCAUGGAAGGAUAUGACACCAAUCUGUUGAAUUCAUUCUAUGCGCUUGAUGGUUUCAAUAGAAAGUAUGGCCAAUACUAUGAAAGUAUAGGUAAAUGGCAAAUUCCAGCAAAAUGGCAAACUUCAUUAUCAAUGGCGGUCUUUGUUGGUGAAAUCUUUGGUCUAUUCAUUGCUGGUAUUGUUGCUGAUAAAAUUGGAUAUAGGAAAACCUUGAUCUCUGCAUUGAGUGUGGUGACUGCUUUCAUCUUCAUUGUUUUCUUUUCAAUCAAUGUCCAAAUGCUUUUAGCUGGUGAAAUAUUACUUGGUGUUGGCUGGGGUAUGUUGCAAACUCUUGUGGUGACUUAUGCAACUGAUGUUUGCCCUUUGGUUUUAAGAGUCUAUUUGACAACUUAUGUUAAUGCUUGUUGGGUCAUUGGUCAAUUGAUAUCAUCUGGUAUUUUGCGUGGUAUUGUCUCUUCAAGUGAUCCACAUGCUUAUAGAAUUCCAUUUGGUAUUCAAUGGGUUUGGCCGAUUCCAAUAUCUAUCGGCAUUUAUCUUGCUCCAGAGUCUCCUUGGUGGCUAACAAGAAAAGGCAAAGCAGCUGAAGCCAAAAGAAACAUCAAACGAUUAUUAACAGCUAAUUCAAAGACACCUGAUUUGGACCUUUUAGCAGAUGCCAUGUUUAACAAAAUGCAACUGACCAUUAAAGAAGAAGAAACAAUGACAGCAGGCGUUAGUUACAUUGAUUGCUUUAGAGGUGAAAAUUUCAGAAGAACAAGGAUAGCAGCUUUAAUAUGGCUUUGCCAAAACAUAACAGGUUCAGCAUUCAUGGGUUAUUCAACCUAUUUCUAUGAACAAGCUGGAUUACCAGAUACCAUGUCUUUCACAUUUUCAAUUAUUCAAUAUGUUUUAGGGUUGAUUGGUACUCUAGGUUCUUGGUUCUUAUCACAAAAAUUGGGGAGAUUCAGUAUAUUCUUUGGUGGAUUAGUUUGCCAAUGUAUUGUUUUGAUAGUUACUGGAGCUAUUGGAUUUUCAAAUUCAGAAGGAGCUUCUUGGGCAGCAGGUUCGUUGUUGUUGGUGUUUACUUUCAUCUAUGACUUGACUGUGGGACCAAUUACUUUUUGUGCUGUUGCAGAAAUGCCAUCUGUGAGAUUGAGACAAAAGACCGUCAUCAUCGCAAGAAAUGUGUAUAAUAUUGCUGGUAUUGUUACUCAAAUUGUUACGCCAUAUAUGUUGAAUCCAACUGCAUGGAACUGGAGGGCAAAGACUGGGUUGUUAUGGGCUGCUUUUGCCUUGGGAGCGGCAAUUUGGACUUGGUUUGAAUUUCCAGAAACAAAAGGUAGAACAUAUGCUGAAUUGGAUGUUUUAUUCCAUGAUGGUGUACCAGCAAGAAAGUUCAAAUACACUGAAGUUGAAUCCUUCAACACUCAGGAGAUGAUUGAUAAAAUUGGUGAAAAUGGUAUCCGAAAAAUUGUCGACGCCGCCGGGGUGGAAAAAGCCCAUGAAGUUGAGAAAGCCUGA